Podarcis lilfordi (Lilford's wall lizard) is the source of this 3264-nucleotide messenger RNA. NCBI's taxonomy places the organism in Eukaryota, Metazoa, Chordata, Lepidosauria, Squamata, Lacertidae. The record is from the annotation of a GenBank genome assembly.
CGCUCUUUACUCCAGCAGCAGUGUGGCUGAAGCAGGCAGAAGCAUAGAAGCGGCUGGGGUUUCUCAGUAACCCAUUCGCCUAGCCGAGGACUCGCUCAAUUCGGAUACUCAUCUGGGAAAGAUAUACCACCCUGAAGGGCUUUUACACCCCCAGAUUAGCCGACAUGAUGUAUCAGGGCUUCACCGCUGACUACGAUGCGUCUUCCUCCCGCUGCAGCAGCGCUUCUCCGGCUGGGGACAGCCUCACAUACUAUCCCUCACCAGCGGACUCUUUCUCCAGCAUGGGCUCGCCUGUCAACUCACAGGUGAGGAAUCGGGGGGCUGCUUAUGGCUCACGGGGUGUCGGGUUGGGAGAAUAGCUGCCUAUGUCUGCUUCUCUGUUGCUAUAGGGUUCAAUGACAGGACCCGAGCAGCUCCUAAUGUUGAUAGCUGAGGCUUGGGAGAGCUCCCCUGGCCUGUAUAUGAUGCACGCUUUUCUCUUUACUUUUCGAUAUAUGCUACAUUGUAUGGUGUGUUUCCAGCACCUCUGCCCAGGGAAGGCAGUAUUGGCCAUAUAGAAAAAGAGAAAUGGGGGUGGUGGAUGAAUCUAUUUCUUGUCUGGUGCUAUAAAUGAUGAAGGGGUUGGGGGGCGGAAUGGAUCUUCGCCCGGGAGGUGUUCUGCAGCGGGUGCGUAAAGCGGUUUCAUUGAUAAAUCGCGGCUUCAUUCAGGAGACUCCGGAGCGGCGCUUGCGUCAGCGCGGACGUCAGAGAUAUUUAUAACAAGCCCCUGUUCAUGUGUAGUCUGAUGAUGGCAGCAGCAGCGUCCGAACCAAUCUGGCCCCAGGGACUGCAGGCCCAGCUCAAAAUAGCGCACCGGCCUCUGGGGCUUAGAGCUGUCAUAGCGCGCAUCGCAUUUCUCUGACCCCUUCCCCCCCAACUUGGUAACUAACAGGGUCUCCUUUUGUGUUUUUCCAGGACUUCUGCACGGACCUAGCCGCCUCCAGUGCCAACUUCGUUCCCACCGUGACUGCUAUUUCCACAAGUCCAGACUUGCAGUGGAUGGUGCAACCGACUCUGAUCUCCUCAGUGGCCCCUUCCCAGAACCGAAGCCACCCCUACGGGCUCCCUGCUCACCAGACCGGUGCCUACUCUAGGGCUGGGAUUGUCAAGACGACAGGAAGCAGAGGCCAAAGCAUCGGCAGGAGGGGCAAAGUUGAGCAGGUGUGUGUUCAGCUUUUGGCUGCAAUGAAGCCUCUAGAAACCAGGAGAAGAGGGAGAACACGAGAGAGGGCUGUAGUUUAAUUUACCAACAAUACAUUAUUAUAGCUCAAAGCCUAUUUCUGGCUAAGCGGGGUGGACAUUUGGGACAGCAGAUAGCUGUUCCCUUUAAAGGACAAAGGGCAUAAAGGCAGUUUUGCAAGCGGGUGGAGAUCCCCCCCCCCCUUUUCAGAUCCGUAGGAGUAUCUGGGUCGUUUGCUCCAUGCAAGCGCAAGAGUUGUUCCUGUGAUCCGAAGUUAGGGAGCGCACUUUCUGGUCUCAAGCACUGGAGACUGACGUCCACGCUUGUUCUCUCUCCGUAGCUGACACCAGAAGAGGAGGAAAAAAGGAGGAUCCGUCGGGAAAGGAACAAGAUGGCAGCUGCUAAAUGCCGCAACCGGAGGAGGGAGCUGACGGAUACCCUACAAGCGGUGAGUAUCUGCUGCCUGGCCGGCGAUCCUGCCCUGCCCUGCCCGGCGCUGUCCUUUUGCUUUCUCUCCCGCCCGGAGGAGACUUGAGCUGACUCGCCCCUCCCCUUGCUUGUGUCCCCAGGAGACCGACCAGUUGGAGGAGGAGAAAUCCGAGCUGCAGACCGAGAUCGCCAACCUGCUGAAAGAGAAAGAGAAGCUGGAGUUCAUCCUGGCCGCCCACCGCCCCGCUUGCAAGAUCCCGGAAGAGCUGCAGUUCUCCGAGGAGCUGGCCGCCUCCACGCUGGAUCUGCUGGCCGAAGCCCCCGUGGCCAGCUCGCCCGAGUCCGAGGAGGAGGCCUUCGCCCUCCCCAUGCUGCACGAGCCCAGCCGCGCCGCGCCGGUCAAGGAGAGCAGCGGCCUGGAGCUGAAGGCCGAGCCUUUCGACGACUUCUUCGCGCGCUCCACCCGCGAGACUCCCCGCUCCGUGCCGGACAUGGACCUGUCCGGCUCCUCUUCCUUCUACGCGGCGGACUGGGAGCCCCUGGGGGCCGCGGGCCACGUGGAUCUGGAGCCGCUUUGCACCCCGGUGGUGACCUGCACGCCGUGCCCCAGCACCUACACCUCGUCCUUCGUCUUCACGUACCCCGAGACCGAGGCCUUCCCCAGCUGCGCCGCCGCGCACCGGAAGGGCAGCAGCAGCAACGAGCCGUCGUCCGACUCGCUCAGCUCGCCCACCCUGCUGGCCUUGUGAAGAAGGGACGCCAGAUCCCCGAGCCGUCGCUGCGGGCCUAGGGGCAUCACCACGGCGGAGACCGAGCCCACCCGCCCUUGCUGCUGCUGCAUGGGGCUUUAGGCCGCAAAGGAGCCGCUCUCUCCUUCCUGUGGAGCUCCGAGAUCCCACCCGAGGCCUAGGAAAAGACGAAGCCCUCCAUUCCGGAGGUUUGGUAUGGGCAGCCCACUUGGAGGGAAAUGACUUUGCUGGAGGGGCUGCCUCUCAGCCAGACGCCAGGCCUGAUACCUCUUCCAGAGAUGUAGCAAAACCGCAUGGAAUCUGUCUUGUCCCCCAUCAAUGAGAACUAGUAGUUUCGUAGCAUGUUCAACAUGGCUGGGUUGGUGACUCCCUUCCCUCCUCUUUACUAUUCACUAGCAUUAACUAAUUAAUCUGUUGGUUUAAUGAUUGGAAUUCUUAAUAUGGUGCUGGGUAUCUUCAACUCGUAUCUAGUGCAGCUGACUAACAAUAACUACUGUGUUCCUGGCAAUAUCGUGUUUUGAUGACUUAGCAAUGACCCAACUUAACUGCGAAAAGAUACCCUUUUAUUUUCUAGUAGAUUAAUAAAUAGCUAUGUUGUCCAUGUACUAAAGUUCUCCUUGUACAUCAAUGUUCAUUGUAACUUUAACUGAUCAUACAUUGUUGAAGUGGUCUGAAUGGUUUGACAUAAGUUUUCCAUGAAAACGUUUUUAUUGUGUUUUUAAUUUAUUUAUGGAUAUAUUUAAUUUUUUAUUUUAAUUUUUUCUACCUUGAGGUAAUUGACAUGUGGAAGGUGAAUUUGGAUGACAUUUAAGCAUUGUUUGCUUACUGUUCAAGACACUGUCAAUAAAAGCAUUUAAGUUGAAUGCU